Molecule: messenger RNA, 1779 nt
Organism: Cyphomyrmex costatus
Lineage: Eukaryota; Metazoa; Arthropoda; Insecta; Hymenoptera; Formicidae
Exons: 3
Coding region: 1-1779 (592 amino acids)
Biological process (GO): DNA integration
Molecular function (GO): nucleic acid binding
Source: RefSeq, a predicted model, not a curated record
AUGUCACAUGACGCAAUUUCAAAACGGAAAAUUCUAUCGGACGUUUCUAAAUUAUACGAUCCGUUAGGCUUACUUGGUCCAAUCAUCGUCAUCGCCAAGUUGAUACUACAAGAUCUCUGGCGAGCAGGCAUCGAUUGGGACGAGUCAGUUCCUCAGAACUUACACGCACGAUGGAUUACCUUCAAGUCGCAGUUGACGGAGCUCAACCGACUAGCAAUUCCCAGACGCGUCAAAUACAGCAUUGAACGUCGACAUAUACAAAUACAUGGCUUCUGUGAUGCCAGUCAAAAUGCAUAUGGAGCCUGCGUAACUUCUUUGCUCCAAAUCAAGGAUUGCGCCGUUGAAGGCUGUAUCAUUGCCAAGGUUGGAACUAUCUGCAGCGCUUCUGCUGGCACGGCUGAUGGACAAGUUUUCGUUGCAAACCGCAUAGGAGAAAUUCAACGGUUGACUCAAGCGACGGAUUGGCGACACGUACCGUCCGGUCAAAAUCCAGCCGACUUACUUUCACGAGGUUCAAAUCCAAGCGACUUAAUUCAUGCAACUACUUGGUGGAAGGGUCCCGACUUUCUGCAACACAAUGAGAAUCUCUGGCCCACCAAUCAAUUUCUACGUCAGGAGGACACCUCCGAACUUCGAAAAAUAUACGUUAACAUUGCAGUCGUUGACACCAGUGUCAUAGAAGACACACUCAACAAGCAUUCAAACCUUGACAGAGCCUGUGUGGCAUAUUGCUUGAGGUUCUUACGAAGACCUGCGGGCAUUACAACACACUUUGUCUCCCACGAAGAAACCGCGGCAGCAUUGCAACUAAUGUGCAAGGUUGUGCAACAGCUUUCAUUUCCCGAGGAGUACAAGGCCUUGAGCAGCAACAAGAGCCUCAGUACAUCCAGUGGGAUUUUGACACUCAAUCCAUUUCUCGACGAUGGAUUAAUUAAAGUUGGAGGUCGAUUAAGGCAUUCAAAUCUAACACAGGACGCGCGUCACCCGGUGCUGCUACCGAAAAAUCACGAGCUAUCAAGACGAAUCAUCACGCAAGCGCAUAUACGUAGCUUACAUGCCGACACCCAGGCAACGAUGGCCGCCGUCCGACAGCAAUUUUGGCCUUUAUCAUUGCGAUCUCUAACACGAAAAAUCAUUUUAAGGUGCGUUAAAUGUUUCAAGGUUAAGCCUGUUCAUUCAGAAACCAUUAUGAGCUCCUUACCUCCUAGUCGCAUCACUGUUUCCCGACCAUUCUCGUAUUGCGGCGUGGAUUACGCCGGUCCGUUAACUCUGCGAGAGGGAAAACGCAGAAACGCGCAUACUCACAAAGCAUACAUCGCCAUGUUCGUAUGCUUCGCUACCAAAGCGGUACACAUAGAACUAGUCAGUGAUUUAACCACCGACACGUUUUUAGCAGCCUUCAAAAGGUUUAUAUCGCGCAGAAAAAAGCCUUCCCACAUGUGGGCAGACAAUGGCACUACUUUCGUAGGUUCCCAUCAUCGUUUGCGCGAAGUCUCUAAUUUUCUUGAAAAGGAGUGCACACAAAAUGAAAUCCAGUUAUUUUUGCGCGAACAGCAAAUAACAUGGAACUUCAUACCACCCAACGCUCCACAUUGCGGAGGACUCUGGGAAGCCGCGAUAAAAUCGGCAAAAUUUUACUCAUAUCGUAUAAUCGGCAAUGCUCAUCUAACCUUCGAAGAGAUGCAGACUAUUUUAUGCGAUAUAGAAGCGAUAUUAAAUUCACGGCCCAUCGCUCCAUUGAGCAAAGAUCCCAAUGACCUCGCUUAUUUGAACCCCUGA